UCCAAAAUGCCUUCAUCGCUUAAACGCCGCCCCACACGCUCUUUCACUUUAUCUUCUCUUUCAUUUGCAUAUAAAAAACUCCAUAGAUUCAAAUACUCCAUCAAUAAAUCACAGUUGCCUAGUUGCCCUUGCAAACCUUACCGGAAAACGAUGUCGGACUGGGGUCCAAUUAUCGUGGCGUUGGUUCUUUUCGUGCUGCUAACGCCGGGGUUGUUGUUUCAAGUUCCCGGCCACCACAGGUGCGUGGAGUUCGGCAACUUUAAGACCAGUGGGGCUUCGAUUCUCGUACAUUCGUUGUUGUAUUUUGGGCUCAUUUGUGUGUUUUUGUUGGCUAUUAAGGUUCAUUUGUAUUUAGGUUGAUGACAAAUGGUUGAUCCUAUCUCAUCUUUGGCUGUUUUAAAUUAAAAUAAAAUUAGUAUUUCAUUUUUCAUUC
This is a messenger RNA of Gossypium raimondii (Peruvian cotton), 433 nucleotides long. RefSeq lists its product as uncharacterized. Bases 7 to 360 code for a protein of 117 amino acids. The transcript has a single exon. NCBI's taxonomy places the organism in Eukaryota, Viridiplantae, Streptophyta, Magnoliopsida, Malvales, Malvaceae. The record is from RefSeq and is a predicted model, not a curated record.